CGCCGCAUACGGCAUACUCACGCUUGCACUUCAGGUUCAGUCACCAUAUUGGCGGUGACAAUGGACGACCUGCUCUCCCCGUGCUCGUCCUUCUCCCCGCCGUCGCCGCCGUCCUUCUUCUCCCACGCCGUCCACCCAGUCAUCGAGUUCGCCUCCUGUGAGGUCCCCGAGCAAUGGCUACUCGACGACCUCGUCGUCGCCAAGAACGAGGGCUAUGACGACGUGGACGACCUAUGGCCCGUGCGGAGCUCGCUCUCCCCGGACUCCGAGGUCUCCGAGCAGCCGCUUCCUCCCCAGCCGCCGCCGCCGUCACAGCAGGAGCUGACGAGCGUCAGGGCGGCCCCGGCGCAGCAGCAGCAGCGCCUCGGGAAGCGGCGUGGGCGGAAACCAGGGCCCCGCCCGGACGGCCCCGCCGUCAGCCACGUGGAGUCCGAGCGGCAGCGGCGGGAGAAGCUGAACCGGCGGUUCUGCGACCUCCGCGCUGCCGUGCCCACCGUGUCGCGCAUGGACAAGGCGUCCCUGCUCGCGGACGCCGCCUCCUACAUCGCGGAGCUCCGCGGCCGCGUCGCGCGGCUCGAGGCCGACUCCAGGCGUGCCGCCGCGUCGAGGUGGGACCCUGCCGUAGCGGCGGCGGCCUCCGCCAGCACCGCCACUAUAGGGCUGGCGGGAGCCGGCGGCGGCGCCGACGAGGCGGUGGAGGUGCGGAUGCUGGGGCCGGACGCGGCCGCGGUACGCGCGACGAGCGCGGGCCCCCACGCGCCCGCGCGGCUGAUGGGCGCGCUCCGGUCUCUGGAGCUCCACGUGCAGCACGCCUGCGUGACCCGCGUGAACGGCGUGACCGUUCUGGACGUCGUGGUCGACGUGGCGACUCCGCUGCAGGACGACGACGGCGGACUCCGCGCCACGCUGCUCCAGAUGAUGCAGGACAGCUAGCGCGGCUGCCUAGCUAGCUAGCUAGUGCUAUCCAGAUCGUAGAGCUAGCUAGCUCACCGAUCUCAACCGGCCCGUCGUCGUCUAUAUCGAUCUCUCUCCGUACGCAACGUAACAUCACUCGCGUCACGUACAAGCCGGCACGACGAUGGUCAGGUCAGGGUAAGUAGACGCUAAUGUUGAUUUAGAGGGCGAUGAAACGACGAUGGACGACGAAGGUCGUGACUAAUUAAUAAUCCAUGUGUGCUCUGGAAUCUGGAGGUCGUGACCCACUGGAUAAUGACUCUACUGCAUGAGACACUUCCCAUUCCUACUUCCAUUGGUUUUACAGCCUGUUCACUGCGACUUAAAUCCAUGAACUUCUGUUUUUUCUACAGUAUUUUGUCUCUAUGGAUUGCAGGUACAUAACCUCUCUUAGUACCCUGCCCCCCUGUUUUCUGUUGGCCAUUAUGCUGAUCAUCAAUAUAACCUGUUGAGGAUGUACUA
This is a messenger RNA of Zea mays, 1416 nucleotides long. RefSeq names its product transcription factor MYC2. Gene Ontology annotation, cellular component: nucleus. The transcript has a single exon. The coding region runs from base 61 to 933 and encodes 290 amino acids. NCBI's taxonomy places the organism in Eukaryota, Viridiplantae, Streptophyta, Magnoliopsida, Poales, Poaceae. Gene Ontology annotation, biological process: regulation of DNA-templated transcription. The record is from RefSeq and is a predicted model, not a curated record. Gene Ontology annotation, molecular function: protein dimerization activity; DNA-binding transcription factor activity; transcription cis-regulatory region binding.